Messenger RNA from Melospiza georgiana, 1898 nucleotides. It is a transcript of the gene HCLS1, whose product is annotated as hematopoietic cell-specific Lyn substrate 1. Gene Ontology annotation, molecular function: actin filament binding. The record is from RefSeq and is a predicted model, not a curated record. The transcript has 15 exons. NCBI's taxonomy places the organism in Eukaryota, Metazoa, Chordata, Aves, Passeriformes, Passerellidae. Gene Ontology annotation, cellular component: actin filament; plasma membrane; site of polarized growth. Bases 79 to 1635 code for a protein of 518 amino acids. Gene Ontology annotation, biological process: regulation of actin filament polymerization.
CAGGCCCAAAGCUGUGCUCAGCAGGUGCCUGAGCAAAAAGCAGCAAGUUUACCAGCAGGAACUGGUGAGCCUUUAAAGAUGUGGAAAGCAGUUGUGGGACACGACGUGUCGGUGAAGGUGGAGGCUGAGGGAGACGACUGGGACACGGACCCCGAUUUCGUGAACGACAUCUCCGAGCGGGAGCAGCGCUGGGGAGCCAAAACCAUUGAGGGCUCAGGCCGGGCCGAGCACAUUGACAUCCAUCAGCUCAGGAACAAGGUAUCAGAGGAACACGAGGUCAUCAAGAAGAAGGAGCUGGAGACUGGCCCCAAGGCAUCCUAUGGCUAUGGGGGCAAAUUUGGAACGGAGCGAGACCGAAUGGAUAAGUGCGCAGUGGGACACGAGUACGUUGCUGAUGUUGGGAAGCACUCCUCGCAGACAGAUGCAGCCCAGGGCUUUGGUGGCAAGUUUGGCGUCCAGCGGGACCGAGCCGAUAAGUCAGCAGUGGGCUUUGAAUACAAGAGUGAGGUGGAGAAGCACUCGUCCCAGAAAGAUUACUCCAAGGGCUUUGGUGGCCGUUACGGAGUGGAAAGGGAUAAGGUGGACAAAGCAGCUGUGGGAUUUGACUACAAGAGCCAGGCAGAGAAGCAUGACUCUCAGAAAGACUAUUCUGUGGGCUUUGGUGGGAAGUUUGGGGUCCAGAGGGAUCGCCAGGACAAGAAUGCCCUUGGCUGGGACCAUCAGGAAGAAGUGCAGCCCCAUGCAUCCCAAAGAGACUAUGCCAAGGGAUUUGGAGGCCGUUUUGGGGUCCAGAAGGAUAGAGUGGAUAAGAGUGCUGCUGGCUUUGAUGAGAUGGCAGCUCCCACCUCCUCCUAUGAGAAAACAAGACCCCUGGAGACAGGAGCCUGCAGUGGCGCCAGCAGCCUGCGGCUGCGGUUUGAGCACAUGGCGCAGUCGGCAGAGGAGGAGAGCAGGAGGCAGGCCCAGGAGGAGAGCAGGAGGCGGGAGCACCGGCGGGUUCAGGAAAUCCCUCCCAGAGAGAAGGAGCCCGCUGGGACUGGGGCAGCCCCUGCAGCCAUGCCAGCAGGGGCACCCAGGGGCGCUGCUGGGGACCAGCCCAUGUCACCAGGAGAGCAGGACCCCAAUAGGGAGGAUGAAGAAGUACCACCCACUUUGCCACCAAGGCCAGCAGAUCUGGACGCAGAGCUGUGCAAGGUCCCCAGCCAGGCUCAGCCCACCUACAAUGAAAGUUUGGAUGUUGGUGGGGACUAUGAGGAGCUGCCAGAGCCCUCUGACUACUGUGACAGCACCAGUGGAGGUGCUGAGUAUGAGGAGCUGCCAGCCCCGCUGGGGAAUCUGGAUGCCACCUACGACUUUGGAGGAGAUGGAGGUGAAGACUACGAGGUGAUCCUUCCUCAGGAGCCCAGAGAGAGCCAUCCCCACCUGGGGAGUGCGGCCCACGGCCCCGAGGGGCAGAGCCCUGGGAUGUGCGCGGUGGCUCUCUAUGAUUACCAAGGAGAUGGAGAUGAUGAGAUUUCUUUUGAUCCUGAUGACACGAUCACGCACAUUGAGAUGGUGGAUGAAGGCUGGUGGCGGGGACAGUGCCAUGGCAGAGUCGGCCUCUUCCCAGCAAAUUAUGUGAAGCUUCUGCAAUGAAAUUAGCACAGUGCAAGCUGCUUCCCUCCCAACUUCUGCCUCUGUCAUGGUUUGACACUGGCCAAAUGCCAGACACCCACAAAAGUCACUCAUCCACCCUCCUCUGCCACAACUUUGCAGAGGAGAGAAAAAUUUAAUGAAGGCUUUGUGAGGAUUGGGAGAAAACACUCCAAGGGCAAAAUAGGCUUGACUUAGAGGUACAAAGUGAAUUUAUUACUAACAGAGCCAGAGGAGGAUAAUGAGAAUAAAAGAAGCCCUUAAAA